Necator americanus (New World hookworm) is the source of this 3393-nucleotide messenger RNA. RefSeq lists its product as uncharacterized. NCBI's taxonomy places the organism in Eukaryota, Metazoa, Nematoda, Chromadorea, Rhabditida, Ancylostomatidae. The transcript is spliced from 31 exons. The record is from RefSeq and is a predicted model, not a curated record. The coding region runs from base 1 to 3393 and encodes 1130 amino acids.
AUGAAAUUAUUGUUGUUGAUAUUGAUCUGCUCAGGAUCCUACGCAGAUGAGGAGAUUUUUUCUCUGCCAAUGAUUUCCGAAGGAAUGGAAAUCAUGAAUCAAACAUUUUUUGAGAUGGAAGAGGAUCAUGAACGGUUAUGUGGAGUUGAGGGAAGACUUUUAAAAGAAAAAGGAAAUCGACUUGUGCAAUGCACAUCGGAUGACGAUUGCUUACCGCCCUCACAAUGCCAUACUACCGGCUACUGCUGCAUGAUCGCACUGAAUCAGGAACCACCGCCUGUCGGCUGCCCUAUCGGAACACGUCCACUUGUGAAUUCUUCCGGAGCGGAGCUCACCUGCUCAUCAUCCGUACCGGAUUCUUGUCCAGGAGGAGCGUUAUGUUACACGGAUACGUUGACAAAUGUUAAACGAUGUUGCGGUAAUGAUCCAGGACAAGGAUGUCCAUCCGGCUCACGUGUGCUGCUAACAGCUCAUCAAAAACCUCAGUUAUGUACGCCAGGUAGAGCAGACGCUAUAUGCCCUCGCGGAUUUCUUUGCCAAUGGAGCCAUCUCAUCGAUCGAUAUCAAUGUUGUGAACCGGAUAAUGGAUGUCCUAGACAUCAGACCCCUCAAAAAACCGAGUUUGGCAUCGCGAUUUCGUGUAGUCCUGGCGGAGCACCGUGUCCUGAUGGUGGUGGAUGCCAUUUUAAUUUCUGGACAGCGUCCUAUCAAUGCUGUAAACUUGACGUCGCAGAUCUAUGCCCUGUUGGUCAAGUUCCAUUCCUAGUGCAAUCGAAUGGAGAACCGAAAUCAUGCAAAAAUAACUUUGACUGUCCUUCCGGCUAUCACUGCGGUGAAAAUAGCGUGUGUUGUGGGACAGCGGGCAGUUGUCCUGCCGAUCGACAAGCAGCUCAGGAUAAAUACGGCCGUCUGACAGCGUGCACAUCGCGAAAUGGGAACACCUGCCCUUCCGGAUCAGAAUGUAUGGAUACAAGCACAGUCUCGCAACAACUCUGCUGCGAGCAGAUCGAAUACACCUGUCCAGGAUAUUCUACACCGUAUCCAAGUCAACGAUUUCCGCAAAAAUGCAACAUAAUGGAUACGUGGGCGUGCGGUGAUAAACAGUGCAUGCCUAGCAACAUUCCCAACGUUCACAUAUGUUGCCAGUCCACCAUUAUCCGUCAAAGGGAUUUCAAUCCCUGCCCGGCCGGAUGGAUGCCGAAUGAUAAUAUUGUCACUUUCUGCACUCCUUCCUUUCAAACUUCAACAUGUCCUGGAUUCUCGUCUUGCCUACGUUCGUCCAGCAUUCAACAACAAUUUGUGUGCUGCGUGCCGACCGCUGCUGCAAUCAGCGAUCGCUGCAUUGAUCCCAAAGCGACGGUUGAAUUUAUUGGAGACGUCGAAAGAAAAUGCACUCCAAACACCAAUUCAUGCUCCAAUGGCUUUUCCUGCCAGCCGUCAAGAAAGAACGGCUGGUUGUGUUGCUCGAUCCGAGCGGCGGCAGCUCAGUUCACCUGUCCACUUCCUGGCCAACAACCGGUUCGUACGACGGACGGAAGCAACCAGUUCUGUUCAAGACCUGGUCAACGAGACGAUUGUCCUCAGAGAGCUCUAUGUCUCUCCUCUGGUAAUUCUCCGAAUCUCUUUAUCUGCUGCUAUUCAGCUGCUUUUCAAGUGACACCAAUUUGCCCGAAUAAUGGAGUACCACAGCCGGCUCCGUUUGCAGAAAACUACAAAUCGUGCUCCAUGACAUCGUUGGACGACUGCGACUCAGGUUUCUCAUGCGUACGAUCCGCCAACGACUACUCUGUUCAAAUGUGCUGUACCGUUGGACUUUUACAGCCACAACAACCCGUUUGCCCUAGCCAGGCAACACUUCUUACCGAACGUGGACGUCCAGUGUACUGUACUUUAUCGCAACCGCUCUCAUGUCCUAAAGAGUACAGUUGUCAACAAGCUGUUGGAACACCUGGUACGUUCGUGUGCUGUUCAGGAUCUAAAACACAUGUAUGUCCAGCGCCAUAUUCUGCUGCUAUCGAUGGAGAAGGUAAUCAGAUCUUUUGCUCUCCUUCCAAUAUCUCUGACUGUCCUGGUGGGUCUAGUUGUUUGGAAUCCACACAGGACACAUCUGUGCAUUUAUGUUGCCGAAAAGAUGAGGCGAAGGACGAGCCCGACAGGGGCUCUGGGCCAACGGGUGAUGAAGGGGACCCUCAAGCGGACGGGCUCACUAACUUUAUUAUCCUUGAACGGGAGGGUUACACCUGCCAAUGGUCAGCCACCCUGGCGCAAUAUGUUUGCUGCGGUCGUACGCCUGUACCGGCACAUUGUGCCGAUGGGAGAAGCACGUAUGAGCAAAUUUCCGGUCAAACAUAUUCAUGUAACCCGUUGGUCUUCCCGUCCUCAUGUCCUAUCGGCUAUGAAUGUGACCUAUCCACCGUAUCAGGGAUUAGUGUUUGUUGCGCAAUUGAAACAACAACUACAACGACGACAUCCACAACUUCUCUGGCACCUGUUCUGCCACCGGUCACAGCUCCCGAACCUUUAUAUGCGCUUCAAUGUCCAAGCGGGUGGAACCCGUAUCGUAAUGAUCUUGGCUUUCAGCCAAGAAGUUGCAGUGGUCUUCUAGAUAUGAGCUGCCCAAUUGGAUACUCAUGCUCCCCAUCUACAGUAGUUGGGAAUUUUAUUUGUUGUCGAUUAGCAACGUCUGUACGAUGCCUUACUGGCGAUACGUUCUUGGCCAACACAUUCCCGAGACUAUGCAAUAGAUUCAGAUCCGGUGAAUGUCCUCGAGGGUAUACAUGCCAACAGAGUAGUCAGCCUACCAUAUCAAUCUGUUGCGGUACAGGACUUUCCGUCGAUCGGACUCUGUGCUAUAACGGUCGUGAACCGGCGUUGUUGAAUGGAUACGUUCGAAGCUGCCCAACUGAAGGAUCAGCGGACGGUUGUCCAGGUGGUCAUACUUGCCAGAGAGCCAGUAAUGGACUGCUUGUGUGCUGCAGCAGCUCCUACUCUAGAAGCGAAAUCAAACCAACUACAAUGGAAAUAUGUCCGGAAAGCAGACAACCCGUCUUUUCACCCGGCACAAACGAAAUCGUCUAUUGUGAUCAAACUGCAUUCACGUGCUCAAAUAAAAAGGCGUGUCUGCCUAAAGUUAAAAGCGAUCGUUACGUGUGCUGCUCGGAUAUUCCAAGAUGUUCCGUUGGAACAGGAGAGGUUGGUCUCGGCGGAGCAUUGAAAAAAUGCAUAAAUUCAGUGGAGUGUAGCCCAGGAAACGUGUGCAGGCCGUCAAAUGUUGACGGUGUUCAUCUUUGUUGCUCCUCCGGUGCCAUUCCAGCUGGAGAGGUAGUUGACACUCUUUCAAAGGUCUCAGUCGCAAAUGUUGAUGACGAAGACUGGGUAGUCAUUGAAGGCUAA